CCUGCACACGCCGCGCAAGAGUAGGAAAACGUGUAGUCGGAUCAUGGGUAAAUCAACGAGCAAACGCGGCGAUAAGGCAGCCACACAAAAGGCCUCGACGAACUCCUUUAUCCCUGUUGACGCAAACGCAUUGGACAGCAAUCUUUCCUCGCUGUUUGCAAGCAGUCUUGGACCAGUGAAGCCACCCCCAAAGUCUCGGUACCAAGAUCUUUCGACGAAGCGCAACGUGGAACAAGCAACCGAAGGACAGGACGACGAAGACGCGGCUGAGAGCGGGGAGGAUGAUGAGGAAGAAGAGGACUCAGAAUCAUCUGAUGUAGAUGAUAACAUAGAUGGCGAUGGUGCAGACGCGACUGCUGAAUCAAGCAUGGCCUCCAGCGACGUGGGCGGGGACGAAUCGGAGCCUGAGGACAUUGAGUCGGAUAAUGAGUUGGUUCUAGCCAAGGUGCGGGAGUCUUUGCUCACUGGAGAGCAAAACCAGUCCAAUAAGAAGCGGAAGCGUUCUACGAAGGAGGAGGAACUGGAGGAUGUGUACAUGCAGAAGUUGGCCCGCGAAGAGGCCAAAGAGGAGGAGAAACGCAAGAAGAAACGGAAAACCGAAGGAACGCAGGAAGAAAGUGAUGGCGCCAGUGAGGAGGAUUCUGAGGAGGAAGGUUAUACUAUCCCAAAACACGAAACCCAGAUGGGCUCAGAUGAUAUGCAGGAGCUUGAGAAGGCGGCUCGUACUGUGUUCCUGGGCAAUGUAUCCAGCGAGGCAAUCACGUCCAAGUCGGCCAAGAAGACGCUGAUGCGCCAUCUCUCUUCCUUUAUCGAUGAUCUGGCAGACAACAAGCCUCCACACAAAGUAGAGUCUCUGCGGUUCCGGUCGACCGCAUUCGCGAGCGCUCUUCCGAAGAAAGCCGCAUAUGCCAAGAAAGAGAUUCUGGAUGCCACCACGAAGAGCACGAACGCAUACGCUGUUUAUUCCACGCAGUUAGCCGCUCGCGAAGCUGUCAAGAGGCUGAACGGGACCAUAGUGCUGAACCGCCACCUUCGUGUUGACUCCGUUGCCCACCCAGCUAAGACAGAUCAUCGCCGCUGCGUUUUCGUCGGUAACCUCGGGUUUGUUGACGACGAAAGCAAGAUAAAUCCUGAUGAAGGUGAUAAAAAGAAGAAAAACAAACCCCCGAGCGACGUUGAAGAGGGACUAUGGGUACACUUCAGCAAAGCGGGCAAAGUGGAAAGCGUCCGCGUUGUACGAGAUGCCAAGACCCGUGUCGGCAAAGGCUUUGCGUACGUCCAAUUCGAGGACGAGAAUAGUGUUGAGGCCGCGCUGCAGUUCAACGAUCAGAAAUUUCCACCAUUGCUGCCGCGCAAGUUGCGCGUGGUGCGCGCGAAGGCCAUUAAGCGAAAGGAAAAGAAGCCCGCCCAAUCGGCGAAAGGUCCCAAGUCGAACGGCGUAUACAACGCUAAGGUCACAGAGGAACAGAGGACGAACCGAGGCCGCGCUCGCGCUAUGCUGGGUAAAGCUGGCGCAGCGAAAUCGAAAGACUUUGUCUUUGAGGGACACAGAGCAAGCAGUAAGCAGGGCAAUAGUGGGUUGAAACUUGGAGGGAAGCGGAAGGGAAAACCGACGAACAGGAGUAGCAGGAGGGCUGCAGCAUGGAAGAAAGCGGGUGGGAAGGCGUAGCCGAGGAAGGUUGCGUAAUUCUCGACUCUGAGGACGUUUUGACUGUUCAUGUCUGGAGAUCGUGAUACCAAGUCCUUAACUCUGCUGAAUCGGCCCAUGCUCCAUGGCCAUCGAUUAGCAACCUCGUAAGCGCGUAACGGCUGUACUCCUCAUUCUUGUUUCUGUGAGCUCGGGAUCAUAUUCUAUUUCUCCUGAGGCAAUGCAAAGUGGUGAACAG
Messenger RNA from Westerdykella ornata, 1886 nucleotides. RefSeq lists its product as uncharacterized. NCBI's taxonomy places the organism in Eukaryota, Fungi, Ascomycota, Dothideomycetes, Pleosporales, Sporormiaceae. The record is from RefSeq and is a predicted model, not a curated record. Bases 44 to 1669 code for a protein of 541 amino acids. Gene Ontology annotation, molecular function: RNA binding. The transcript is spliced from 2 exons.